Triticum turgidum subsp. durum (durum wheat) is the source of this 270-nucleotide messenger RNA. Lineage: Eukaryota; Viridiplantae; Streptophyta; Magnoliopsida; Poales; Poaceae. The record is from the annotation of a GenBank genome assembly.
AUGUCUAUUGACCCAAAGUUGUUUCUGUCAAACUUCCUAGCAGUCUCUUUGAUAUUAGGUCUCUUAAUUAUUGGAAAGACACUAGUAGUAACAUUUAUUGGUAGAGUGUUUGGAGUUUCCACCAUAGCUGCUGUUCGGGUUGGUCUUUUGUUUGCACCUGGUGGGGACUUUGAUAGCUAUGUUCCUCCUCCUCUAUUGUUUAGUAGGCAGGCAGAAUACCCAAGUACUACUUACUUCUUGAGCAUCGCCUACAUCAGCCAAAGGCUCUGA